CUACCCAUCCGUUCAUCUUUCCCAGGCACACAGAAUAUAACAAAUCGAUCGUAAUUUUCCUUUCAUUUCCGUAACUUUCUGGAGAACACAUCAGAGAAAGAAAAGUAGAAAAAACAUCGAACAGAGAGACGAUGAGGCCACCGAGAAGGUCGAUCCACGUCGUGACGACAUGGGUGCGACGACAACCGCCGAAGGUGAAGGCUUUUUUGGCCGUUGUAGCAGGUAUGUUAGCUCUGGUGUUGCUACGAGUCAUCGUGAACGAUCACGACAAUCUCUUCGUCGCCGCCGAAGCUGUUCACUCCAUUGGAAUCACUGUCCUUAUCUAUAAGUUAAUGAAGGAAAAAACUUGUGCUGGGCUGUCACUCAAAUCCCAGGAACUAACAGCUAUAUUUCUGGCUGUUAGACUGUACUGUAGUUUUGUCAUGGAAUAUGACAUACACACCUUCCUUGAUUUAACUACUUUUGGUACCACCCUGUGGGUUAUUUAUAUGAUUCGUUUUAAACUAAAGUCAAGUUACAUGGAGGACAAAGACAAUUUUGCCAUAUAUUAUGUGUUGGUACCUUGUGCUCUAUUGGCUUUGUUCAUCCAUCCAUCCACAUCACAUCAUAUUAUCAACAGGAUUUUAUGGGCAUUCUGUGUAUACCUGGAAGCUGUUUCGGUGCUACCCCAACUGCGAGUGAUGCAAAACACAAAGAUUGUUGAACCAUUCACAGCUCAUUAUGUGUUCGCAUUGGGUGUUGCAAGGUUCUUGAGCUGUGCUCAUUGGGUUCUCCAGGUUUUGGACAGCCGUGGCCAUCUGCUAACAGCUUUGGGCUAUGGAUUGUGGCCUUCUAUGGUUCUUAUCUCAGAAAUUGUUCAAACUUUUAUAUUAGCAGACUUCUGUUACUACUAUGUGAAAAGUGUUUUCGGAGGACAGCUUGUGUUACGCCUUCCUUCUGGAGUAGUGUAACUGAUGAUGGAUGGUAUGCACAUGCUGCGGUUGAAUUUAACUUAUAUAUGGUAGUUGCUCUUCUUUUUGUUAUUUUUCCCUCAUCAUACAGUCCAUGUUGGUCGUUGGUUCUUCCCAUGAUCUUGUAGUCAUGAAUGGAAUUUAAAUGGAUGGUAUGCUAAGUUGGCAAUGCAGGCUUCUUGGAUGAUCUAACCUGAAACUUGAUUUUGCCAGAAAUCAGAUCAACUUCAUUGUGUCGCCACUAAUCGAGUUCAACUUAUUGUGUAUUUUUUGAGCUUUUAACUGGAAAUGAAUGAGUCAAUGAUGCUAACCUCAACUUGCAGGGGUCAAGGUGGGUGAGUCGAUGUCCUUGGUGGUCCUAGCACUUUUAUGCCCACUAGUUUUUUAGUUGCAGUAAAUGUAGCUGGCUGCAAAGUUUGAGCCAUACAAAAAAUAUUGUUACGAUCAAUGCCACUUUAUAUUUGCUAAUUUUUUGAGAUGUCUGAUCGUUUAGACAAUGUGUACCAUGGUGGCAUAUUCUAGAUUUUAUGGACUGCAUUUUGUUGAAAUAGUACAC
Ilex paraguariensis (yerba mate) is the source of this 1506-nucleotide messenger RNA. The record is from the annotation of a GenBank genome assembly. Lineage: Eukaryota; Viridiplantae; Streptophyta; Magnoliopsida; Aquifoliales; Aquifoliaceae.